GCCAGCGCCGCCCGCCAUGUACUCCAACCCGCUGUCCAGCUUCUACGCGUCGUUGGGUCAGUCGCGGUUCCCGCCGGCGUCGCCCGGGGCCUCGUACGCGACCGAGCAGCUGCUGCGGGCGCGCGGGCCCCACCUGGUGUACCCGGUGCCGGCGCGUGCCCUGCCGCCGUCCGUGGAGGCCGCCGAGGGCUACGCGGAUCGCGAGCCUGAGCAGCUGGAGAAGCGCCGGCCGGUGCUGAAGUUCAGUGUGAACGCCAUCCUGGGAGACGACAGGGACGGCGAAGAGCCUCCGAAGAAAGAGUCUGUGACGUACCGGCCUGGUCCCGGGUGCUCCGGCGUGCUGGCUACGCCGAAGCCCCUGUACAGGUCCCUGUUCGACACACCCCUGCACUCGCUGCUCACCAGCAGGUCACACUAUCUCACAGUUCCUACCACAUCGGGAUGUCAGCGCCUGACGACGUCCAUGCUGCCCCUAGCCGGCACCUUCUCCUGCUGGCCGACGUCACCCAGGGGCAAACCUCGGCGCGGUAUGCUGCGCAGGGCCGUCUUCUCCGACCUACAGCGGCAGGGUCUCGAGAAGCGCUUCCAGGUGCAGAAGUACAUCAGCAAGCCGGACAGAAAGAAGCUGGCCGAGAAGCUCGGACUGAAGGACUCACAGGUCAAGAUAUGGUUCCAGAACCGGCGCAUGAAGUGGCGCAACUCAAAAGAGCGCGAGCUGCUGGCUAGUGGCGGCACGCGCGAACAGACGCUGCCUAACAAGAACAACCCUCACCCGGACCUGACGGACGUGGGCGACGCGGCCGGCAGCCCAGCGCCCGUCACCGGCCGCGACAGUGACGUGGACGUCACGGAGGAGGCCGACGAGGCCGAAGAGGAUGUGGCCGAACAGCUGCCGCGCUCGCCGGCCCGACGCUCGCCGUUUGGCGUCUAGCGGACAGGGCAGCCCCGUCCCCUGAUCUCCAGCGGGCCCUGAACUCCUGACGUCUCGGGAGGCCCUCCGGCUCCCUCGCCAGCGCUGGCGGCGAGGGGCCUCGCGUCAGCAACAGCCCCCGCUCCCUGGCCUGCAGACAUCCCGGGCCGUCCUCUCGCCCGCCGGUUCGGCUGGCCGGCGCUCUCUCUCCCCGCUCGGCGCUGGUGGACGGCGUAGCGCGACGGCGCCUCCGCCUACCGACUGCUGCGACCGAUAGUCGGCAGCGCCCUCUCGGCGCCGGGCGAAGAGGUGAAGCUUUGAGCGACUCUGUCCAGGCGGCGCCAGCAGAGAACGAGGACCCACGCCCGCUCUCCUGGUUCAAAGAUCACUCGGCUUGCAGCAGAGACACCCUCCCCUUCCCGGUCGCUACCAAACUCAGAGACUGCUGCCGAAUGCCAAGAUACGCUGAGUGUGGAGUUCAUGUCGCCCGGAUCUCUGGCCGCCGGCGGCGCACGGUGUCCGGCUAGCUCCGGCUCGCAGAGCGACAUGAUGGUAGCUUGCAGCACCCUCUGGAACAUUGGGGACGGGGGACGGCGUGCUGGCCGUUCAGGGUCCCUUAAGGACGUUUGAGCUGAGAGGGUGCUACACCCAGCGGCCUAGGCGUGGAUUCGCCAGCGCGACGUUCGCCGCUGCCGGCACAGCUGUUAAUAGGAUGCGCAACUCUCAAAGCCAAAUGUGUCAAAGGGUGGAGCGUGAAGAGCAUUUAUGAUUGCAUGAAGCUCCAUAAUUAUGACGAGAAUCAAGCGUCAGUAACCAUUUUGGUUAGCUCUGUUCGGCUGCAGCGGGGAGCAUUCCAGCACGAAGGCAUGACACCGGCGUUGCGUCGCGCUGCUGGUAUAAUUGCGCAGUACAAUGCCAAGCCGCCCUUUUUGCAUCACUCGAUCGCUGGUGCUCGGCUGGCAUGGUGCGGUGACCUAAACGUUUUGUUCGCAAAUUACCCUGAACAUAUGCAUUGGAUAGGGGAUCCGCCUGUCGCCCAGUUUUUUUUUUCCAAAAUCGAAGACAAAUUUAGCAUGCCAACGAGCGGCGUGGUUGCGGGUAACGCAGCUUAUCCGCAAAAUAAGACAGAAAUCGGGUUUCUUCCCAGAUUUGGUCCGCUUUCCCCUCAAAGCUAGGGGAGCGGAUCUGGGGCCCUCCCUCCAACUGAACACGAAGCUACACAUCUGAUCGCAGCCAACAAUCUUUAGGCAUAUCUUCUAACAGGAGAACGAGAUGUCAAUCAUGAGCUGUUCAACGAGCCCACCAUGCCACGCAAUGCCUAUUCGCCGAGAGCAGCUGCUGCCGUCCGCGGAAGAAUACGAAGGAGUGGCAUCAGAUCCGGCACCAGGACAAGGCCAUAAAUCUGUCACUUCCGGCGGGUGUGUGUGCAGCUAACAAACUUCACUUUCCAUCAGGAUAGCUUUGUCAGAAAAUUUGCAUCAUUGAUGGAAUCGAUCGAUCACUUAACUUUCCAUUAUCUGUAAUUAUUCAUAGUUUAUUUAGGCGGUAUGUGACCCCACUGAUCAGCAGUUCCAUCACAGACAUGCAGCACUGUUCAUUCUU
Messenger RNA from Pollicipes pollicipes, 2512 nucleotides. It is a transcript of the gene Dbx, whose product is annotated as homeobox protein Dbx. Bases 17 to 931 code for a protein of 304 amino acids. Lineage: Eukaryota; Metazoa; Arthropoda; Thecostraca; Pollicipedomorpha; Pollicipedidae. The record is from RefSeq and is a predicted model, not a curated record. Gene Ontology annotation, biological process: regulation of transcription by RNA polymerase II. Gene Ontology annotation, molecular function: DNA-binding transcription factor activity, RNA polymerase II-specific; DNA binding. The transcript has 5 exons.